This is a messenger RNA of Cloeon dipterum, 2750 nucleotides long. RefSeq lists its product as uncharacterized. The coding region runs from base 16 to 2475 and encodes 819 amino acids. The record is from RefSeq and is a predicted model, not a curated record. The transcript is spliced from 8 exons. Lineage: Eukaryota; Metazoa; Arthropoda; Insecta; Ephemeroptera; Baetidae.
GAUUUGGAUGCGAGAAUGCCUUCGGAGGGCGACGAUGUGCAGUUUGAACCUGCUGCCUCCACUGGACAGGAGCCGAACUCUGGAGAAGGAAGAAAGUACGAGGAAGUGACAGUCAUACAAAUCAGACCAAAAUUGGAUGAAUCCCAACAGAUUGCUCUAAGAAAAAAGCUUGAGCCGAAAUAUGGAUACUUGGAUCCCUGGGCACUUGAGUGCUUACACGAUAUGGAAAAGGAUAAAGAAAAUGCAGAAAAUCCAGAAAUACCUGGAGAAGAUACAGAUAUUGCUGGUGAAAAAGAUGAUAGUUCCAUGCAGGCAUCAAAUAAGCAGACUAAAACGGCAAGAACUAGCAAACAAGGAAAGAAGAAGUCACAACCAAAGGUCGAAAUUUCAAAAGCGGAAGACGUUAAAGGCUUUCUAGGUGACCAAGCUUUGGAAAAAAUCUUACUGAAUAUAAAUGGCAAGUCUAAUGAUGAACAGACGCCAGUUAAGAAAAAGAAAUGGCAGCCCCCCAAAGAUGCGCCUCAAAAUGAAAGUGAUGAGGAAGAGGAAGACAAGGGAAAGGAGCCUCCUUCUUCCGAGGCUUUUGCUGAUACUUCUGACAAUAAUAAUAAAGUUGAUCCUGAGAUAAAGACGCCUGAGCUUCCCCAACCUGAGCCCACUCCUGAUGAAGACAACAGUUCACGCAUGCCAUGGAAUGUGCAACAAAAGAAAAGGCAAAAGCUGAAGAAAAAUGACGCACCUUCCGUGCAAAGUACUCAGGGACCGACACAAGGUGCGCAGCCUCCAUUUCCGCAAAGAGAAAACGCAAAAAAAGGACAGUUUGAUGCACCAAAUACAAAACCUGUGCUCCCUCUGCCAAAAAUUUCUCCUGCCAGAUUGCCUUCGAGAGAAGUCCAGCCAGAACAUUCAUACUCUGCUGUGCUACAGCCUGCUAGAGAACUGGGACAAGGAGAUGGAGAGAACAACCAAUCUCCAGAGGAAAAGAAUUUGCAAUGUAGCCAGAAACUUGAGGCUGACUUCACCUUUCAAAUUGGCCCAGAAGUUAACGAAAGUGAUCACAAAGUUGAAACCCCUGAGGAAAAGGAUUUGAGAAGUAGCCAGAAACUUGAGGCUCAAAAUGGCCCAGAAGUUGAUGUCCAAGAUAAAAAUAAUGAAAACCCACAGGCUCAAGGAGAUGGAGAGGACAACCAAUCUCCAGAGAAGAAAGAAUUUGAAGGUAGCCAGAGAGUUGAGGCUGGCUCCACCUUUCAAAUUGGCCCAGAAGUUAACGAAAGUGAUCACAAAGUUGAAACCCCUGAGGAAAAGGAUUUGAGAAGUAGCCAGAAACUUGAGGCUCAAAAUGGCCCAGAAGUUGAUGUCCAAGAUAAAAAUAAUGAAAACCCACAGGCUCAAGGAGAUGGAGAGGACAACCAAUCUCCAGAGGAAAAGAAUUUGCAAUGUAGCCAGAAACUUGAGGCUGACUCCACCUUUCAAAUUGGCCCAGAAGUUAACGAAAGUGAUCACAAAGUUGAAAACCCUGAGGAUCAAGUUCAAGUAAUGGAGGCUGACAAAGUGCUUAAACAGGACCCAAAUUCUAAUGAGUCAAGAGUUGAGGAAGACGACCAAUCACAAAAAGAGGAUUCUGACCAGUCUGAAGGUUCGUCAGGCGACCCAAGUGAGGAUGAGGAACCUUAUAAUGAAGAGCCAGAUUUUAUUGAGUCAGAUUUUAAUGAGCCAGUUACCCCGUUGGCAGAAACCAUGGGAAACUACAAAUUUUCUGAUGAGGGAAACUUCUCCUCAGAGGAAACAGAGCUUCCACUGCCAACUAACGUUCUAGCCAGAACCUCAGGGACUCAGCAAAGACAAGAAUUGAAAGUUAUGCCCCCAAGAGAUGAUGAAAACCAAGUUCCAGCCAUGCCUCCACCAAUGGGACGCCACGAGAAGGACCGCAAUGAAGCCCAGGGACAUGGCGUUUCUAAAUCAAAGACGCCACCAAAAAUAAAAACUGAGCGAGCCCCUGCUCAGUCUGGACACGAACCGUCAGAAGAUGAAGACAGACGAGAAAGUUCUGGCAACAAUCGUUCUAAAACCAAGACGCUGAAGAAAAGAAAAACUGGGCAACCCCCUGCUCAGUUUGGGGACAAAUUGUCAGAGUGCAAAGACAGACGAGAGAGGCAACAAAACGCUGACAACAAUCGUCCUAAAUCUAAGUCGCCGCCAAAAAGAGAGACCAAGCAAAACCUUAGUCAGUCUAGAGAUGAAUCAGAGGAGGAGAGUGAGCCUCAAGAUAAAUAUGAAGAAGACCAAGUGAAUGAUGAGCAUUACAACCUCAAUAAACGCAGAGACGAGCGAAGGAAGGAUUCAAAUGGAGACCAAUCCAAUAGUGACACCAGAGGAAGCAGAAAUCAAAAUGGUUUCAUGAUAAAAAUUGCCUUUGAGAUCGAGAUUUCCGCCCCUGGCAUGGAAAUUAAGUUCAGUAAAUCCAACAGCAAUUGACCUUGGAAGUCGAGUCAAACGAUGGCUCUUAAGCAUGAGCCAUUUUAGAUUUUAAGUCAACUAUAGUGACAAUUUUCCACUUAAGGAAGCGAGCAUUCAAUUUUUAGCAUUUAAGUGUAUAAUAUGAUACUCAACAUGACCUGCGAAGCUUUUCAAAUGUAAAAUUAUAUACAUUUUAGGAAUGUAAUUUCAAAUUAACUGCAUGCAUACUUUUCUAGUAUUAGCAUUUCUGAAAUCACAGUUGUAAACUUAUCGGCUUAAUGGAAUUAUAUUUU